GAAAAGUCGUUUCAUAGUGCUGUGAGAGUCUAUUACAGGAACUUGAUCAAGUUUGAGGGUUAUCGUAGGGGGUCUCUUUGAGGAAGUUGCUUUCAAGCUGACACUUAAGGAUGAAUCAAAAUUACCCCAGCUAGGAGUUGGGGGCUGGUGUUGAGGCUGAAGAAUAGCAUAUGUGAUAGGAAAAAGGCCCAGAGUGGCUGAAGUGGUGGUAGAAGUGGUAUGAGAUGACAGAGACUUAUAGGCCAUGUUAAUGUAUGUAUGAUGUUAACAUAUACAUUAUGCUGAGGAGAUACUGUUUUCUGAUAAUAAGCCAUCUUUUUUUUCUGCAGUACCAAAUAUGCCCCAACAGCGGCAAGACCAGCAUCAUCAGAGCACCAUGAUGCAUCCAGCCUCAGCAGCAGGCCCUCCGAUUGUAGCCACCCCACCAGCUUACUCCGCACAAUAUGUUGCCUAUAGUCCUCAGCAGUUUCCAAAUCAGCCACUUGUUCAACAUGUGCCACAUUAUCAGUCUCAGCAUCCUCAUGUGUAUAGUCCUGUGAUACAGGGUAAUGCUAGAAUGAUGGCACCACCAACUCAUGCCCAGCCUGGUUUAGUAUCCUCUUCAGCAACUCAGUACGGGGCUCAUGAACAGACGCAUGCCAUGUAUGCAUGUCCCAAAUUACCAUACAACAAGGAGACAAGCCCUUCUUUCUACUUUGCCAUUUCCACGGGCUCCCUUGCUCAGCAGUACGCGCACCCUAAUGCUACCCUGCACCCACAUACUCCACAUCCUCAGCCUUCAGCUACCCCCACUGGACAGCAGCAAAGCCAGCAUGGUGGAAGUCAUCCUGCUCCCAGUCCUGUUCAGCAUCAUCAGCACCAAGCUGCCCAGGCUCUCCAUCUGGCCAGUCCACAGCAGCAGUCAGCCAUUUACCACGCGGGGCUCGCGCCAACCCCACCUUCCAUGACACCUGCCUCCAAUACGCAGUCGCCUCAGAAUAGUUUCCCAGCAGCACAACAGACCGUCUUUACAAUCCAUCCUUCUCAUGUUCAGCCGGCAUAUACCAAUCCACCCCACAUGGCCCACGUACCUCAGGCUCAUGUACAGUCAGGAAUGGUUCCUUCUCAUCCAACUGCCCAUGCGCCAAUGAUGCUAAUGACGACACAGCCACCCGGCGGUCCCCAGGCCGCCCUCGCUCAAAGUGCACUACAGCCCAUUCCAGUCUCGACAACAGCGCAUUUCCCUUAUAUGACGCACCCUUCAGUACAAGCCCACCACCAACAGCAGUUGUAAGGCUGCGCUGGAGGAACCGAAAGGCCAAAUUCCCUCCUCCCUUCUACUGCUUCUACCAACUGGAAGCACAGAAAACUAGAAUUUCAUUUAUUUUGUUUUUAAAAUAUAUAUAUGUUGAUUUCUUGUAACAUCCACUAGGAAUGCUAACAGUUCACUUGCAGUGGAAGAUAUUUGGACCGAGUAGAGGCAUUUAGGAACUUGUGGGCUGUUCCAUAAUUCCACAUGCUGUUUCAAAGUCCCGCAAGUACCCCAGCUCUGCUUGCCAAAACUGGAAGUUAUUUAUUUUUUAAUGACCCUUGAAAGUCGUGAACACAUGAGCUAGCAAAAGAAGUAACAAGAGUGAUUCUUGCUGCUAUUACUGCUUUAAAAAAAAAAUCAAGACUCGGAACGCCCUUUUACUAAACUUGACAAAGGUUCAGUAAAUUCUUACCGUCAAACUGACGGAUUAUUAUUUAUAAAUCAAGUUUGAGGUGAUCACUGUCUACAGUGGUUCAACUUUUAAGUUAAGGGAAAAACUUUUACUUUGUAGAUAAUAUAAAAUAAAAACUUAAAAAAAAAUUAAAAAAUAAAAAAAGUUUUAAAAACUGA
Messenger RNA from Galeopterus variegatus (Sunda flying lemur), 1861 nucleotides. RefSeq names its product ataxin-2-like. The record is from RefSeq and is a predicted model, not a curated record. Lineage: Eukaryota; Metazoa; Chordata; Mammalia; Dermoptera; Cynocephalidae. The transcript has 7 exons. The coding region runs from base 338 to 1273 and encodes 311 amino acids.